Messenger RNA from Grammomys surdaster, 967 nucleotides. It is a transcript of the gene Klf9, whose product is annotated as Kruppel like factor 9. Lineage: Eukaryota; Metazoa; Chordata; Mammalia; Rodentia; Muridae. The coding region runs from base 24 to 758 and encodes 244 amino acids. Gene Ontology annotation, molecular function: DNA-binding transcription factor activity, RNA polymerase II-specific; RNA polymerase II cis-regulatory region sequence-specific DNA binding. Gene Ontology annotation, biological process: regulation of transcription by RNA polymerase II. The record is from RefSeq and is a predicted model, not a curated record. The transcript is spliced from 2 exons.
CCCGGGCUGCCGUCGCCCGCACCAUGUCCGCGGCCGCCUACAUGGACUUCGUGGCUGCCCAGUGUCUGGUUUCCAUCUCCAACCGCGCCGCCGUGCCGGAGCACGGGGGCGCUCCGGACGCCGAGCGGCUGCGACUACCUGAGCGCGAGGUGACCAAGGAACACGGUGACCCGGGGGACACCUGGAAGGAUUAUUGCACACUGGUCACCAUCGCCAAGAGCUUGUUGGACCUGAACAAAUACCGACCCAUCCAGACCCCCUCGGUGUGCAGCGACAGUCUGGAGAGUCCCGAUGAGGAUAUAGGAUCCGACAGCGACGUGACCACCGAAUCUGGGUCGAGUCCUUCCCACAGCCCGGAGGAGAGACAGGAUUCUGGCAGCGCGCCCAGCCCGCUCUCCCUCCUCCACUCUGGAGUGGCUUCGAAGGGGAAACACGCCUCCGAAAAGAGGCACAAGUGCCCCUACAGUGGCUGUGGGAAAGUCUAUGGAAAAUCCUCCCAUCUUAAAGCCCAUUACAGAGUGCAUACAGGUGAACGGCCCUUUCCCUGCACGUGGCCAGAUUGCCUUAAAAAGUUCUCGCGCUCAGAUGAGCUGACCCGCCACUACCGGACCCACACUGGUGAGAAGCAGUUCCGCUGCCCUCUGUGUGAGAAGAGAUUCAUGAGGAGUGACCACCUCACCAAGCAUGCUCGGCGUCACACCGAGUUCCACCCCAGCAUGAUCAAGAGAUCAAAAAAGGCUCUUGCCAGCCCCUUGUGAGGUGCUCCCCACGGCAGCCAGGCAGAGAUGGUCCCCGGAAGGACAGAGCUCCCAGGAAACAGACGGACACAUGGAAAUCUCCCAGAGCAGAGGCGCGCUGGCCACAGGAGAUCACUGCUCUUUGGUCAACAUUCUGAUACUCUCCCUGCACUGUUUCCAAAAAGCACAUGGUAACCUAAGAUCAAAGUCAACAUUUUGGUCCCCUUGCA